ACUCCUUCACUUUCUCUCUCACAACCAGAAAUUUAAACACUCACUGAACUUUCGCUAUAUUUUACUCUUCCUCUCACAACCACCAGCACCACCGGUCGGCGACGAUCGCUAGCCGGAGAAAUGAAUAUUCCGGCGGUCCUCGGUCCUAUAAUUUUAUGCAAUGCUCGCUUAGCAGAUCAUCGCCGUCACGUUUUCCACGAAAAUCCUUGACUGGAAGGCGAUCGUAUUCUCGCUUAAUUACUUCUCAAGUUAUUCGUUGCUUCUUCUUCGAUGAAUUUCAGCUUAAAAAGGAUACGAAAAUUCUAAAGGAAGGUAACCAUUUUUUUUUUUUUUUUGAAUUUUUGGGGUUUCGCCUGGGCAGUUGGUACAUAAAUUUUGGCAGAUUUUUGUUUUCCUCUUCUUUUCAAUUCCAAGCUUUUUGACCGGAUUGACCUGGUAGUCGGAGAGAAAAAAAUCGAGGAUUUUCCUUUUUGAGGGAUUUUCAACUGAGGAAAAAACAAAGAAUGUGCAUGAUCAAGUGAGCGAUUAGCUUCUUCUUCGGAAUUCAGUGGGGUUUUUUUGUCGCACCUGAGUCGAUUCUUUUCUGCUUUUUGAGGAAGUUUUGGAGGGUUUUUUUGGUUUGUAAAUGGAGGAAUCUGAUUUGUGACUGAGCCUGUGAAUAUUAAUUGGAGUCCCGUGUUUAGGCUCUGGAAAUUGGAGAAGAACUGACAAAAGAGCAGCUUCAGUGUUAGUAUUUUGUAUUUAGAAGGUGUUUGUGUAAACCAAACCAGCUAGAGCUUUCGCCUUCUUUUUUUAUUUUUUAUUUGGUUUUCGAAAAAAAAAAAAAAACUUUGAAUUUUUGAACCGGCUUUUCCUUGAUCUUGGGCCAUGCCUUUUCCGAUGAAGAUCCAACCACUUGAUUGCGAUGCCGAAACGCUCAGGGAACCGGUUCGGACCGAUUCGGUCAAACCGGUGUUGAAAUCGCGGCUCAGGAGGCUCUUUGACAGGCAGUUCCCAAGUGUGUUGAGGAUUUCUUCGGCGGAGAAGCCUAGUACUGUAGGUGAACCACCACAGCAGUGCGCAGCUGCCUCCGCCAUUAACAACAUUAACAGAGAUGGAGGGACCGAGUUCGAGCCUAGCUCGGUUUGCUUGGCGAAAAUGGUGCAGAAUUUCAUCGAGGAAAGCACUGAGAGGCAACCGGCGCCGGUGCCUAAAUGCGGCCGGAAUCGCUGCAACUGCUUCAAUGCCAAUAGCAACGACAGCUCCGAUGAUGAGUUUGAUUUUGAUGGCUUCGGCGAUUCCAUGACCUCCGGAUCAUAUGGUGGCGACACCUCCGAUAUACUCAAGAGUUUGAUUCCUUGUGUGAGUGUGGCUGAGAGGAACCUCUUAGCAGACACUGCGAAAAUCGUCGAGAAGAACAAAAUUCAGAAACGAAAAGACGAUUUGAGAAAGAUAGUCACCGACAGCCUCGCAUCUCUGGGCUACGAUUCCUCCAUCUGUAAAUCCAAAUGGGAAAAAUCUUCUUCUUUCCCAGCUGGUGAAUACGAAUACAUAGAUGUGAUGGUGGAGGGGGAGAGGUUGUUGAUUGACAUAGAUUUCAGGUCAGAGUUUGAGAUAGCUCGAUCCACUGGGGCCUACAAGGCGAUCCUUCAAUCCUUGCCGUACAUCUUCGUCGGCAAAUCCGAUCGUCUCGGCCAAAUCGUUUCCAUCGUAUCGGAGGCCGCCAAACAGAGCCUCAAGAAGAAAGGCAUGCAUUUCCCACCUUGGAGGAAGGCUGAUUACAUGCGAGCCAAAUGGCUUUCUCCCUACACCCGAACCGCACAACCUCCCCAAAACGACGCCGUCGCUUCGGAGCAGCAGCAGCAGGAGUCCGUACCCGAACACAGCGCUCAGGAGGACGAUCCCUCGAGCGAUUGCGGAGAACUCGAUCUGAUUUUCGGCGAGAUAUCGUCGCCGUGCGAUAAAGAUUCGAGUUCAUCGCCCGUUAAAUAUUCCGGCGAUGAGGAGAGGACCUCCGAAACAGUGUCGCCGUGGCAACCACCGGCGAUCAAACCGAAGAGCAUCGAGAGGGGAGCCAAGAUCGUCACCGGAUUAGCUUCCCUUCUCAAAGACAAACCUUGAAAACGAAAAAAAAUAAAAAAAUAAAAAAUAAAAAAAUUUUGCAAAUCCUCCCUCAUAAUCAAUUUUUCAAUUUUUCCAGAUAAAAGGAAAAUAUGAAUAUAUUUUAUAUAUAUAUAUAUAAUAUCAUAUUAAAAAAAAAAAAAGAAAAAUGAAAACAUAUAGUUCGGAUAAUAGUAGUGGUAUAGAGCUCCUUUUUUUUUUUCUGUUAUUUUACUUUGUCUCAUAUUUUUGUUCUUUUUUUUUUUAUUCGAGGGUAUAUUUUGUAAGAAAACAAAUCAAAUCUAUGACUCAUGUAAUAAAAUAGUUUAAAAAAAAUUAGUGUAAGUUUCUUUUUCCUUUUCCUGAUAUGGAUAA
Messenger RNA from Ziziphus jujuba (common jujube), 2454 nucleotides. RefSeq lists its product as uncharacterized. Bases 868 to 2100 code for a protein of 410 amino acids. The record is from RefSeq and is a predicted model, not a curated record. The transcript is spliced from 3 exons. Lineage: Eukaryota; Viridiplantae; Streptophyta; Magnoliopsida; Rosales; Rhamnaceae.